This is a messenger RNA of Coccomyxa subellipsoidea C-169, 2247 nucleotides long. RefSeq names its product acyl-CoA dehydrogenase NM domain-like protein. Gene Ontology annotation, molecular function: flavin adenine dinucleotide binding; oxidoreductase activity, acting on the CH-CH group of donors. Lineage: Eukaryota; Viridiplantae; Chlorophyta; Trebouxiophyceae; Coccomyxaceae. The record is from RefSeq and is a predicted model, not a curated record. The coding region runs from base 1 to 2247 and encodes 748 amino acids. The transcript is spliced from 16 exons.
AUGUUGGACACGGGUCUCGCCGUGGGAGACGUUGGCGGAGCACAUCAGUUCAAGCACGGCCAGUCCAAUCCCACCUACUUGCUUCAGGUGAGUGGCGUUGUGCAGUGCGCAAAGUAUGUGCUCCGAAAGAAGCCGCCUGGGAAGGUGCUUUCUUCUGCGCAUGCAGUCGAGCGCGAAUUUCAGGUGAUGGCGGCCCUUGGAGGCACAAAUGUUCCAGUCCCAAGGGCACUGUGUCUCUGCACGGAUGCGGCAAUUAUAGGCACCCCAUUUUAUGUCAUGCAGCAUGUUCAGGGCCGCAUCUUCACGGAUCCCAGCUGCCCAGAGCUAGCGCCCGAGGAGCGCGCAGCCACCUACGCUGCUAUGGCUGCCACGCUAGCAUCGCUGCAUUCUGUGCAGCCGACCGCCGUCGGCCUGAGCCGCUUCGGCCGCUCCAGUGGCUACUGCAAACGCCAGGUAUGGAGGUGGGCGCAGCAGUACCGCUCGCAGCUGACGGGGCCGCCAUUGCCGCAGAUGGCAGCGCUCAUCUCCUGGCUGGAGGCCCACAUCCCCCCAGAAGACGGCGAUCCCUCCGCCACGCGAAUCUCCCACGGCGACUUCAGGCUGGACAACCUGGUGGUUGACCCCAGAGCGGCUGGGCGUGUGCUGGCAGUGCUGGAUUGGGAGCUGUGCACGCUGGGCCACCCCUUCGCUGACCUGGCCUACAGCGCCAUGCCCUACCAUCUCCCCGCCGGCAUCGAAGCCCUGCCCUCCCUGCCCCACCCGUUGCCCCCUGGGGUGCCUACCGAGAGCAAGUACAUUGCGGCUUACUGCAGCGCACGGGGCAUAGCGCUGCCCACCGCCGAGGUGUGGUCAUUCUUCAUGGCGCUGUCGCUCUUCCGCGCAGCCGCCAUUCUGGCCGGCGUCGGCGCCCGCGCCAAGCUCGGGAACGCCUCAUCCGAUCGCGCCGCUGCGGUACGCUCCCCUUGGCGGGACGCAGUGGCUGCAGCUGGCUUUGAGCCUCCGCCGCACGUCGCCGAGUUGCGCGAGCGAGUGCGGGCGUUCAUGCGCAAGCACGUGUACCCUGCAGAGCCCAAGCUCGAGGAGCUGGCGGCGUCCGACCAGCGGUGGACAGUGCACCCAUUGAUGGAAGAGAUGAAGGCCAAGGCGAAGGCAGAGGGACUGUGGAAUCUUUGGAUAUCGCCUGACUUGGCCGCCAACAUCCGGCCGGCCCUGCCUGUGCAUGAGCAGGAUACCCUCCUGCUUGGUGCCGGGCUCAGCAAUCUGGAGUAUGCAUUCCUGAGUGAGGAGAUGGGGCGAAUCGUGUUUGCGUCGGAGGUGUUCAACUGCUCUGCACCGGACACCGGCAACAUGGAGGUCCUGGCCAGGUAUGGGAGCCUGGAGCAGAAGAGGCGCUGGCUGCUGCCGCUGCUGAGGGGCGAGAUCCGCAGCUGCUUUGCCAUGACGGAGCCCGAGGUCGCCUCCUCCGAUGCAACCAACAUCCAGUCAUCCAUCAAGCGGGAGGGCAGGGAGUAUGUUCUGAACGGGCACAAGUGGUGGGCCAGCGGGGCAAUGGAUCCCCGUUGCCAGAUCUGCAUCUUCAUGGGCAAGACCGACCCGUCCGCCCCCACGCACAAGCAGCAGUCCAUGAUCCUGGUCCCCAUGGACUCCAAGGGAGUGAAGAUCGUUCGGCCGCUGACUGUGUUUGGCUACGACGACGCCCCCCAUGGCCAUGCAGAGGUUUUAUUCCAGGAUGUGAGGGUGCCUGCGAGCAACAUGCUGCUGGGCGAGGGGCGCGGCUUUGAGAUCGCGCAGGGACGCCUCGGCCCCGGUCGCCUGCACCACUGCAUGCGCGCCAUCGGCAUGGGCGAGCGGGCGCUGGAGCUGAUGGGGGAGAGGGCGCUGGGCCGCACGGUGUUCCGCCGGCGCAUGGCCGACCACGGCGGCUUCCAGCAGCGCCUCGCGCGCGCCCGCAUCGACCUCGACGCUGCCAGACUCACCGUGCUCGACGCCGCCCACGCCCUCGACCGCCUCGGCAACAAGCAGGCGCGAGGCAAGAUCGCGGCGGCAAAGGUGCUGGCGCCCUCCACAGUGCUGGCGGUCCUGGACGCGGCGAUUCAGGCGCACGGCGGCGCGGGCGUCUCCGAGGACGUUCCCUUGGCGCGGCUAUGGGCCGGAGCGCGCACUUUGCGCAUCGCCGACGGCCCCGACGACGUCCACCUCAUCUCCAUCGCCAAGCUGGAGCUCGCACACCGGCGCUCCAAGAUGUAG